This is a messenger RNA of Sphenostylis stenocarpa, 561 nucleotides long. The record is from the annotation of a GenBank genome assembly. Lineage: Eukaryota; Viridiplantae; Streptophyta; Magnoliopsida; Fabales; Fabaceae.
AUGUCAUUCUCGGUAGUGUCAGUUAAAUCUCCUGCCCUCCCAUUAUUGCGCUCUCUUACCCUAAAUUCUCACCUUCGUGCUUACCCAACUGCCUUCUGCACUCACCGCGCAUCUAUUUCUAGUCAACGCGUCUCCAACUUCUCUUUAUCUCAGUGUCGUAGGACGUUGGUCCAUGAUCCUCGCAAGUGGAUGCAUUCAAUCAGCGACGACGAUGACGAUGAAGAUGAGGAUCGGAGUCUGGAUCUAUUUGUGAGGUUCGUUCAGAAUGUUUUCAAGAAGGUGUCAAAGAGAGCGAGGAAAGCGGUUCGAUCCAUUCUCCCUUUCCCCAUCUCCACCCAUUUGAUCGGAUUUUCUGUGAAUGGGACACUGUUGCUGACGUUCCUGUGGAUUUCGAAGGCAUUUCUUCAGGUGCUAUGCACGCUUGGAAGUGUAGUGUUUGUAAGCAUCUUAUUAAUCCGUGUGGUAUGGUCUGGUGUUAGUUUUUUGCAUGAGAGCCGACACCAAAAAGUGGAUCAACUAGAUAUGCACAAGACCUGGAAUGGUGCACAGCCUGUGACUUGA